UUAAUGGCUCGACAAAAAUCGACGUCGUUCAAUUUCCUAGGAGAAUGGAGGGACUGGCGUUGGCUGGUAUUUACAGAUCGAAUCGAGACCUUGGUCUUCCAGGGCGAAUCAAAUGAAAUAAGCGCUAUCGAUCUCCUUUACCGAGAGCUGAGAGGUCUUUGGAUAUUCGUCAAAGGAUGUAACCUCGAAGAAAAAUUAAUUUAAAAUUCAAGCGUCAGUCGCGUUACUCAGUCAGUUUUUUUUUUUUUUUUUUCUUUUUAACACACGACGAGGUGACAAACCGUCCGUGCGCAAACAGAGACUCGACGCGACAGUUAGCAGAUUGAUUUGCGUAGCACGUUGUUUGAGCAGAAUAUAAGCCGAGAGCCAUUGGAUCAGUCACUGGUGCAAAGUGCAAUUACAGGAAAACGAACAGUGCGUGUUUCCCUGCAAGCGUCAGAGCAAACAAUGCACAAUCUCAACCUAACGAAGAUUACAUCACUCGUGUCAAUCAGGAAUUGAUUAACGGUACUCUACUGUCUGUCGCGUUCAAUUGUACUUUUUGCAACGAAUGAGAGAAGAGGAGUCAAACGUUUGUUAACAGGUACACAGUCGCUCUGAAACAUGAGCGAAUUUCUAAGAACCGCGGCAUCGAAGCUCAGCCUCUUCGAUAGCGAGUAAACGAGCGUGAAUCGCAGAUUAAUGACUCUCGAUUAACGAUCACAGUGGUGUAAGUCAGUGAACCGCUCGUUUUUCGUAAAACGACACGUUCUACGCGUUUGAUCGUUCUUCGAACGACGAGGCCACGGUACGCGGGCAUAUGAAUUACAUUCUUCGCAGAGGAAUGGCGAUGACAAUUGAGAUUUCUCGAAAAUUACGUGACUUACACACACCGCAGUAAUUUUCAGCCGGUGAAUUGCGUUCAUCGAUCGUGGAAGGACGACAGCUGCAGGGGGGAGGAGCCGGUUGAUCGAAGUCCCUCUCGAUCGGUGCAGUGGAAACAGGCGGAUCGGCGCGCGCGAGAGAAGCAUCGGGUGACCGACAUCGAAAACGAGCAAUUCACGGAAAACGAGCGGACAUGGUCGGUGGUGGCGGUGGCUUUGGCGAAGGGUGCAGCUAGGUCGGUAGGUACAUACGCGUAGGUAGGGCAGAGAGCGGCGCAGGUAGGGCCUGGCGUGGACGGCACUGGGGCUUUUGUGGUGGUUGAUAUCGACCCGGCGUUCGUGGAGGGUCGGAGCUGUCGGGGGUUGCAUGGCGCAAGUCUGGACGAAGGAACGAGGGCGAGGAGGUGUACGGAGGUGGCGGCGGAGGCGGCAAGGAGCGGAGACGGAUGGAGAGAGUGGCGGUCCGCUUCCCUCCGAGGAGAGAAGAAAGAGCACCGGCAGUAGUAACCCGGCCAGUACCCCGCGCGCGGGUGCAGCUGCAUCCCGAAAAAAAAAAAAAAAAAAAAACGCCCGUGUGUGCGUGAGAGUGCGUGAGAGUGCAAAACGCGAGAGGCGUGCGUGUCCUGCUGGCGAGGACGACCACGUCGCCACGAGGGCCGAAACGCGUCACCAGCUGACAGCCCUCCUUGUCCUCGUUCUCAGCAUCCUCUCCGAGGAAUAGACGCGUGUACGCGACGCGAUCACCGAGGGUGAAACCCUUCCUUCGGCCGGCUAAGGGUUGGGUUCGUCUGUCCGCGAACGGAAGGAAGGUAAACGGAGGCCAGCAGACCGUACCAGACGAUAACCUUGGUUUGCAACGCAUCGGACAACGAUGUUUCCUCGAUGCUAUCGCGUUCGAAGCCACCGGAGCGAGUUUCCACGCGUGUAACGCGCGCCUCAGCCGAAAGUAUGUGAAACGAGGAGAAGCAGAGAGUGAGUGAGUGAGAGAGAGAGAGAGAGAGAGAGAGAGAGAGAGAGCGAGAGAGCGAGAGAGCGAGAUAGCAGCGCCAUGUUACGAAGACAAGAGACCUCGAACGAGGAUUCCUACCUGAGCGCGGGCAGGCCGUCGAACCUGCUGCGGACGAGCUUCAGCAGCGCCAAGCUAGAGACGCUCUAUCGUGCCUCCUCCCUUCAACAGAGGCGGGGUGGCCUCGAGUACUUCCUGUUUUCGGCGCUUCUCUACGGCGCUCAUUCGUUGAUCACGCCGGGGCAGGAGCUACCGGCUCGAGGUUUGACCGUGGUCUUCUUGGGGUUGAACCUGGGCCUGUUAGCCUGGGCGAAACACAAUUCCAGGGCGAAGGAUGCGCUGUGGUCGGUGGUACCUCACGUGGCCUGGAAGCUAUCCACCGCACAGCUACUUGCUCAGCUGUUCCUCAAGUCCACCGAGGUCACGCCUAGGGACGGACUAGGCUGGCUGUUGCUCAUGCUCUACCUGCUGUUCGCCACUCUACCCCUCAGGCUGUCCCUCUGCGUCCUCCUCGCCUUUGGUACUGCGUCGGCAUACAUCGUGUCCGUCGUUGGACUCUCCAAAGAUCCUGCACAGAUACCCAUCGACGUUUUGGUGCUGACGGUGACACUCUCCAUAGGCGCCAUGCUUCUAGGCGCCUCUAUUUAUUCUCUGACCGAGUUCCAACAGCGUAGAGCCUUUCUGGAAACGAGGCAAAGCCUGGAAGUGCAACUAGUGAUCGAGGAGCAAAGCGCGGAACAGGAAAGGCUACUGCUUAGCGUGCUUCCGGAACACGUGGCUGUAAAGAUGCGGCAGGACUUAGGCGCCUCGCUGGACACGCAGUUCAAGAAGAUUUACAUGUCCAGGCACGAGAACGUCUCGAUCCUCUACGCGGACAUUGUCGGAUUCACCGCGAUUUCCUCCACGUACAGCGCCAGCGAACUGGUGAAGAUUCUCAACGAGUUGUUCGCCAGAUUCGAUCAACUUAGCGAGCGGUACGAACAAUUGCGAAUAAAGAUCCUCGGCGACUGUUACUACUGUAUAAGUGGAGCACCGGUAGAAAGACCGGACCACGCUGUCCUCUGCGUCUAUAUGGGCUUGUCGAUGGUGGACGCCAUCAAGUACGUGCAACAAACGACCAAUAGUCCUGUCGACAUGAGGGUGGGUAUACACACCGGUGCUGUGUUGGCCGGUGUCCUCGGUCAGAGACAAUGGCAGUUCGACGUCUACAGCAAGGACGUCGAGCUGGCGAAUAAGAUGGAGAGCAGUGGAAUGGCGGGGAGGGUGCACAUCUCGAACGCGACGCUGAGCUUCCUGAACGGCGAGUUCGAGGUCGAGCCAGCGCACGGCGAGGACAGAGAAGAGGCACUCCAGAAGGCAGGCAUCGUCACAUACUUUAUAGUCCGCGCGUUGAAGCCCUUCAAGCCAGCUGUCACCAAGAGCCUCGCCUCGCUCACGGAGGACAACAGGAGAACGAUGGACGCCAGAGACGGAAGGAACAACAACAAGGAGGACUCGGAGGAGUUCAGGCAGAGGCUGAGGAAGGAACUCGACAGCAAAACUGGAGGAGCGCAUUUGAAAGGCCACGCUCACUGGUUGACGCUGCGGUUCAAGGACGCGAAGGUGGAAUCCGCGUUUCACAACGCCGAGGAAGCAUUCUCCCCGUUGUCGCUGCUCGGCGGGCCAUUGGUGAUGAUUUGCACCGCCCCGGUUUGGAGGUUUCAGCCCUGGGGACCUUUCACAUGGGGCGGUAUCGGGGUGGUUCUGCUAUUCGCCGUGGUUCUGGCUGGUGCCACGUGUUUGGCCAGUGCCGUCAAGGCUAUGUGGCUGAGAAGAGCUCUGGCCCUCCUAAUGACAUUUUCCCUCGGUGAUUUUCUCCUCCUCGACAUGUUCAACUGCGUGGUCAUCGAGGAAAACUUGCCGAUCGUAAACACCACUAUAACCGUGUCAGCGAAGUGUCCGUAUCCUUCCUACUACUCGUACUUCGGCGUGCUUACACUCGUGGCGAUCUCGAUGCCGAGCUACGUAUGCUACCUGGGCAAGGCGGUCCUGAUGUACGGCAUCGCGGGUUCUCAAUGCUUGAUCAACAUCUACUUGCUGGAUGUCAGGCUCGACUGGGAGGAUUAUGCGUCCUCUCCCUUCGAACCGUCUCCCGUUCCGUCGAAAUACUGCCUAUCCGCAACUUUACUCAUCGUAGCUACUUCCUUGGUCGUUGUAUCCAGAUACGCGGAGAAGUCGAGGAGGAUGCUGUACCUACGAGGUAGGGAGGUGGUCGCGCAGAGGGAGAGGGCGGCGGACAUGAAGCGCAGAAACGGCGCCCUCAUCUACAACAUACUUCCGCCGCACGUGGCCGCUUACUUUCUGUCGAGGGCGAGACACCACGACGACCUGUACAGCCAGAGCUACGCGGAUGUGGGCGUCCUGUUCGCCAGCAUGCCGAACUUCGCCGAUUUCUACAGCGAGGAGAGCAUCAACAAUCAGGGCCUCGAGUGUCUCAGGUUUUUGAACGAAGUCAUAUCCGAUUUCGACGCGAUCCUCGAUCAGACUAAAUUCAAGGACAUCAUCAAGAUCAAGACGAUAGGCUCGACGUACAUGGCUGCAUCCGGAAUCACCGAGUCAGCGGAAUCCGAGGACACAGCUCGAUGGGGUCACCUGUCCACCCUCGUCGAGUUCGCCCUGGAAUUAAAGAAAGCAUUGUCGAGCAUCAACGAGCAAAGUUUCAAUCACUUCGUUCUGAAAAUGGGUAUCAAUCACGGUCCUGUGACCGCUGGGGUCAUCGGCGCCCGGAAACCUCACUAUGAUAUCUGGGGAAACACCGUGAACGUAGCGUCCAGGAUGGAGAGCACUGGGAAAGUAGGCUGCAUCCAGGUCACGGACGAGACCCGGAAGAUCCUGGAACCGUUCGGCUUCGGCUUCGAACAACGCGGCCUGGUGUUCGUCAAGGGCAAAGGUCAGCUGCUCACCCACUACCUGGUGUCCAAGGAUGGCGUGUCCUUGAACCUGGACAGCGACCUGCCGGUCGAACCCACCUAUCCGAUCAUCUACCAGUAGGCUAAUACUCGAAGGCUCUAAAAACUUCAACGCAAAAAAAAACCCUUCCACGUUCACGAAGGGACCUUUCGUCGAGAGCGAGGUUUCUCUCUCUCUCUCGAUAACCCUCGAAGAUUUUAUCUCGAGACGAAACGAAGGGAAGACGCGCGAGGCCUCGACUACUCUCGACGAUCUUCGAAGAGUUCGAACGCGUGAAACAGGGCGAAUCGCGGAGAUACGACGGGGAGGUCUCGAGCAACGGACGAACGGAUCUACGAUGUUAGAAGGUGAAGAUCGGGAGAUCUUUGAGAAGAAAAAUUAAAAAAAAAAAAAGAAAGAAAACAAAGAACGAGAAAACUGGGCUGUUUAGAUUAACUCGAUACACGUAUAUCCUAUUUGGCCAGAAUUUUUGUCACUCGUUCAUUUCUUGGGAGGAAGUUCCACGCGAACGAUGAUUCACAUGACAAAACGUCGUGGUUUUCGUUUGGUUGGAGAUUGCGGGAAAAUUUGAUUUGCCAGAGGCUUAGCCAGCCACUAGAGAAGAAAGGCUCAGCCACUAGAGAAAAAUUCUUACCGCUGUACCGUAACGACCGUAGUUUACCGAUUAUCGUGAUACACUGAAGAUGAAGAGAACAGGGUACAAUGUAAAAAAGUUUAGGGCGACGCUCGAGGGACGAGCGAGACUAACUGAUAAUUACAAAGAAAGUGACACACUAUACGUCGUGGAAUUGUCUUAGUUUAGUACUAGGCCUUCAAACGAAUCCUAUUUUCCGUAGAACCGAGAACGUAAGAGAACGUUGUUGGUAGCAGGCUGGUUUCGAUUCGAGGAACGAAGAUAUGAAAUUUCGGUACGAAGUACAAAACGUAGAAAGGAUCUCGAAGAGUCGAAACGCGGGAGAAGGAUGGGAUUCUCAUCGUAGGGAUUCCCCGUCGAAUCGUGGAUAUCUAGAAUAAGUGUAGAUUUGCCGGAACGCGUCAACAGCCAAGAAGCCAGUCGAUCAACCCUCGUCACUCUAGAAUCGAUACGUAAACUUAAGAAAGUGUCUAGCUCGUAAUCGUUGUGGUAGAUUCACGGUUCUCGCGAUCGAGUCAACUCUAUUUUUCUAGAUCCCGCGGCGAGCACGUUCCCAGGGCGCGAUUAAUUAAAAGGGGAAAUGGAUUAAUUAAACGCGCCGAGAGCGUGGACGUGGUCAACUACAUAGUGGUAGGUCUUUUUCCUAACGUGGCUCUCGGAGAAUCGCAGUGUCCUCCGACGCACAUUCUCUCGGUCGUCGAAAAAAAAAAAGAAGAAACUACGUCAACUGCGUGCUCUCUUUAUGACUCUUUUUUGAAUUCGAAUCAUCGCGGCACGACAUGAAUGAAAUUUCCGCGACGUGACGCGGGGUCUGGUAUUUGACGAAGAAGAUCGUAGACUUGGAAUUUUCUCCAAGAUGGUCGAACGGUGAUUAGCCCCGUGAACGCAGGAGAAUUCCUUCGGUCCUUUUUCUCGAGGAAUUUAGAAUCUAAUCGUAAUAAUUCGACGGUGGUUAGACAUUGACCGAUCGAAUGGAAAUUUCGGCGAUUGUCCCGACAAUCGAACCCUGUCGGAUAUUAUUAUCGGUCAGGUUAUACCUACGCGUUGUAAUUAAACAGAGUUAAUAAAAUCGAAUCGCAGGUGCAAUUUCAGUUGUACAAAGUAAAUUGCAAAUCGAUGUGUAGAUAGUACGGAUGCUCGAUGGAGAGGAGAGGUUGUACAUUUCACGUAAAAACUGAAACCUGAAAGUAAAGGAAUUGUUUAUGUAUUGUAAAAAAAAAAAAAAAAAAAAAAAAAAAAAAAAAAAAAAAGAAUCUUGUAGAGAAAGCUCUAACAAAAUACUUCGUCGGUUAUAUCGGAGCUUUGUUCUCAUAGAAUUAAAGAAAAAAAAAAAAGAAAAAGAAAAAAAAGAAACUGGGGGUUAUAAAAAAAGAGAAACGUUGAAUGAAGAUGAAGUCAGGGAAAGGAAAUAUGAUCGAAAAUAUGACGCGAGGAGGAAAUAUUCCGUGGCGUGGUUGAUACUAAAGAAAUCUCAGUGAAUGAACACGCAAGGAAAUGCUGAAGUACUCGGAGAAGAAGAGAAACGAGGAAGUUUCGAACGCUGUCGUUAAAUUAAAUUACCAUCGAAUACGAAGGAACGCUCGCGCGUGUUUGAAACAGUUUGUUAACGAGACGAAUAGAAAAGGAAAAAGAAAAGAAGAAAAAGAAAAAAGAAAUGAAGAAAAAGUAAGAACAGGCUAGAAAAACUUAACUGUCUAUUAACGAUCACGUGCAGAAUGUUCUCAUCAUGUUUGAACUAUGACUAUAUCUAUUUAGCGAGAGUCCAUUAGGACGAAAACAGUCUCUCUAUAGUUUCGAGUUUAACUCUAUUUUUCUGCGAGCAGAGUCGUCGAUUUGUACGAAGGAAGAAACUGAUCCGAAGAUGACGAUCGAGGCUCCUCGCAGGAGCCUUUAGGUCAGAUUCGAACGUUACGAGGCAUUUCAUCGCAAGUCCCCGGCAUUACUCGCCAUUAAACGACUUCUGAGAUCAAAAUAAGGCAAUCUGAAACAGUCAGUUUGGUUUCUUCUCUUCAAUUGGAAGGAGAUUGUCCGAUUGUUUCUUUCCUUUUCGUAACGGUUCGUUCGUGUUCGUCUUAUUUUGCGCUCAAGAUUCGUUUAGUAACAACCGUUACGGGCUUCGUGAAACAAUUUUGGUAUCGUGUCGUCCACAGUAGGAUGAUACCACAGGAGUGUAGGCUAACGUACUCGAACACGAUAUCAUCACCGAUAUAAUAAUUUAUUUUUCUACAGUUUCAGUCGCCGAGUUAAUAGACCAAGAUGACUCGAAUACGUACAACGCACACGCGAUUAACGACGGGCAGGGGGGCGCAGAUUGUUCAGGAUUUAAUCCUUUCGUCGGCAAUUAUUUAAGACCUGAUGAUCAUUCAAGCUUCAAAUAGUUCCAAAAAGAAAGAAUGAAGACACGAUGAGCCGUAAGCGUAGAGACCCGAGAAACACACAUUCGUACAUUCGUAUAUAUACUGUGAUUUUUAAUAAACGUUUCACCGAAUCGAAAUUUCCAAUCCGAGAUAUUUUCAUUGCUUUUUUAUAACAGUCUUUUUCUAACGAUACUUUUAGCAGGGUUAAAAUAGUACGAAAGGAUUAAAGGAGAAACGAGCAGAGAGAGAGAGAGAGAGAGAGAGAGGAGCGAAGAGUAAUUAUUAGCAAAACAGAAAAGAAAAAAAUGAAACGAGAAUGCACGGCCUAAGCGCGACAACAGUGAUAGAAGAGAGAAGAAUCUAGUAAAUCGAAGAAAGAAACCCUUCCCAGGAAAAUUCCGAUCUUUUUUUAACAAAAAAAACGAAAAAAAAACGAAAAAAGAAAAGAAAACUCCGUCGUUUGCAUUUUCAAGUCACGGGACGACUCACUUUUUAGAAUUUACCAUCGCCGUCGGGUUGCUUUUUGCGUUUCAUUUUCGUUAGACGCAACGGCGAGAGAAGUAUUUUACUCGGAUGAAAGAGAAAGAAAAGUAUGAGAGAGCGUGAAGAAAUUUAGAAUCUUUUCUCGCAAUGAUGAAACGGUUCGUUCUCUUUCGGCGGAGUUUCAGAAUCGCACGCAGCGAGAGAGGAAGCGAGGAGAAAGGAAACGAAUCGGAUCGAUUACGGGACGCUGAAUCACAAACGUUGUUCCAGCGUUCGCGUAUUUCCGGUUGAUACAUUGCGUUUGGCACGGUUCACGUGCUGACAGACAGACACACACACACACACACACACACACACACACAAAAUGGAGGAGCAGGAAACGGAAGCAAGUGCGAGAAGAUGUUGGCGCGUCCGACCAGACGGAAAUUUUGUAGCAAUAAAGGAUACUUCGUGUACAUAUGCAAAAAGGAGGAAGAAAGCGAAGAGAGACGGGUCGACAAUGAGACGUGGCGAUAGCGGAAACGAUUGUAUCGUCGAUUAUUUUCGUGGUCGGUAAACGAGGAAGCAAAGUGAGAGAAAGAAAUUAUUGAACGACCCGGCCGAAUGCGUGUAUAGUCGUGUAAGAAUUAUAUCACUGUAGAUAUCUUAGCACCUUAGAUGUGAGAUUUCGAAGAGGGAACACUUGUUGUAAAACUUUCAAAGUAUACUUCUUCAGACUGGGGGAUACGCCGGGGACUCGUGGGAGUCGAGGAUGGAAUCACGCGACUGUAAAAUAAUAAAUGGCUCCUUCGCCGAUGAAAA
Messenger RNA from Frieseomelitta varia, 9093 nucleotides. RefSeq names its product adenylate cyclase type 3 (gene Ac3). NCBI's taxonomy places the organism in Eukaryota, Metazoa, Arthropoda, Insecta, Hymenoptera, Apidae. The record is from RefSeq and is a predicted model, not a curated record. The coding region runs from base 1912 to 4899 and encodes 995 amino acids. The transcript is spliced from 9 exons. Gene Ontology annotation, molecular function: adenylate cyclase activity. Gene Ontology annotation, biological process: adenylate cyclase-activating G protein-coupled receptor signaling pathway; intracellular signal transduction; cAMP biosynthetic process.